Molecule: messenger RNA, 1683 nt
Organism: Acanthopagrus latus (yellowfin seabream)
Lineage: Eukaryota; Metazoa; Chordata; Actinopteri; Spariformes; Sparidae
Gene: chmp2a
Product: charged multivesicular body protein 2A
Exons: 6
Coding region: 172-834 (220 amino acids)
Biological process (GO): protein transport; late endosome to vacuole transport; endosome transport via multivesicular body sorting pathway
Cellular component (GO): multivesicular body; ESCRT III complex
Source: RefSeq, a predicted model, not a curated record
UAGUUGUACGCGCUACGUCAUUUCCCGGAUGUAAAACUAUCGCAACACGGAAGUGUCGGAAAGAAAACAAAUAAUCGUUCAAAUUUGUGUCGAGUUGAAGUCGGAGAAGACGCCCUACAGCAUCGUCUGCCUUCAGGAUUAUUGUCAUCUUACGUCGAACCCGAUAACACGAUGGAUUUCUUGUUUGGGAGAAGGAAAACUCCGGAGGAGAUGCUGAGGCAGAACCAGCGGGCGCUCAACAAAGCCAUGAGGGAACUGGACAGAGAGCGAAUGAAACUGGAGCAGCAGGAGAAGAAGAUCAUCGCUGACAUAAAGAAAAUGGCCAAACAGGGACAAAUGGACGCCGUCAAGAUCAUGGCCAAAGAUUUGGUUCGCACACGGCGCUACGUCAAGAAGUUCAUCAUGAUGAAAGCCAACAUUCAGGCUGUCAGUCUCAAGAUACAGACGCUCAAAUCAAACAACAGUAUGGCGCAGGCUAUGAAGGGCGUCACCAAGGCCAUGGCCACCAUGAACAGACAGCUGAAACUUCCUCAGAUUCAGAAGAUCAUGAUGGAGUUUGAAAAACAGAGUGAAAUCAUGGACAUGAAGGAGGAGAUGAUGAACGACGCCAUCGAUGAUGCCAUGGGCGAUGAGGAUGACGAAGAGGAGAGCGACGCCAUCGUGUCCCAAGUGCUUGACGAGCUGGGCCUCAAUCUGUCCGACGAACUGUCAAAUCUUCCAACGACAGGAGGAAGCUUGUCGGCAGCUGCAGGAAAGAAGGCCGAGCCUCAGGCUGCGCUGGCUGACGCAGACGCUGAUCUGGAGGAGCGGCUGAACAACCUCCGGAGAGAUUAAAGAAAACAGUGACUGUCAGACAAGUGCACUGUGGCGGGCGUUGUUAGUACGGAUACAAACAUACUCGAAUCUCUGUGUUUAGAUUCUUUUGACGGUAUAACUGGCAGAACACUAGCUGUUUGAUUAAAAACAGUUGGUGUUAUUCAGGUUUAUGGCUUUCUCUUUGAGGUGUUUUCAUUUUAUGCGUGUCUUAUGUAUUUUAUCAAAAAAAAACCUCCAGGAUCAUUAUUCAUUAUAGGUCCUCUGUAAGUCUCAUUUAAGACAUUGCCAAAUCAUACAAAUUCUUUAAAAUUGUCUGUGUAAAUACUAACUCCUGAACGCAUGGUGUUUUCACAAGUUAAAUUAACACUAAAAACAUUUAAAAAUACCCAAAUGAAAGUUGUUAACCUGACUGAAGUGGACAUUUUAUAAAGGUGUCAGUCCUUUUUCUACAUCAGGCUGGUUUGGCGUUAUUUAUAUCCACAUUAUCAUAUAAGAAAUAUAGUUUCAGCCGUGAUGUGCACUUUUUGAUGAGUUGUGAUUGUUUAUUUGCGGGAAUUGACGGUUGUCAUGGUCAAGCUGAAGAUGGUGUACAAAAAGUGUAUGAUCUCGACAUCUUUCUCUUUAAAUUCACUAACAGGAGAGGUUUGUUUUGCAAAAGUAUAUAAAGAGAAAGACAGAAUGGUGUGUCAGCUGACACUUCACCAGUGUAAAGGCACUCCUGUGAACCUCCUGGUAAAUGUUUGUGAGUGGUGUUUGAGAUCAGCAGGAUCUUCACCUAAAUAUUAAGGAGGAGUCAGGGGUGUUUAAUUUUGAAAAACUGUCCUGUUUUGCUUUUUCUUUAUUCAAUAAACAUUUUUUCAGAUUUAA